GUGCGCGCGGACAAACGGAUUUGUUGUGGAAACAGUCGUCUCUGUGUUUAGAGACAACAACGUUUGAGUUUAAGCGGUGAAGGACCUUCAAACCCAGCGGAGAUGAGUCUGUCUCUGAGAGCUGAGCUCACAGCUGACAAAACCAAGCGUAAGAAGAGGAGAGAGCUCACCGAGGAUCAGAAACAUGAGAUCAAAGAAGCGUUCGAGCUGUUUGACACCGACAAAGAUAAAGAGAUCGAUUACCACGAACUGAAGGUGGCGAUGCGAGCGCUCGGCUUUGAGGUGAAGAAAGCGGAUGUUCAGAAGAUUCUUAAAGACUAUGGCCGAGAGGGAAAUGGCAAAAUAACAUUUGAGGAUUUCAACGAAGUAGUGACUGAUCGCAUCCUGGAGCGAGACCCGAAGGAGGAGAUCAUGAAGGCCUUCAAGUUGUUUGAUGAUGACGAAUCGGGGAAGAUCAGUCUGAGGAACCUGCGACGAGUAGCUCGAGAACUCGGGGAGAACAUCAGCGACGAGGAGCUGCGCAGCAUGAUCGAUGAGUUCGACACUGAUGGAGAUGGUGAAAUAAACCAGGAGGAGUUUCUCACCAUCAUGACUGGAGACUCCUGAUGAGGACACUUCACCUCUGAAGCAGUCUAACGGAAGCUGAGGACAUUUGCUUUGGAUCGGUCAUCCAUACUGAGAGGAACUGAGUGACUGAACAUCUGUGUGUGCAUGAAGGUGAGCAAGCGUCAACACAGACACACAGGCUCCCCCUCGAGGGUCUGAAGUGGACUGACGUUGGACCUGUGGUUGACUGGUUGAUGGCAUGAAAGGACUGAGCGUCUGACAAGUUCAGCAUCGACCACAUCGCUCGAGCCGGUGAAGGUAUGAACUGUUGUUAAUAUCCUGCUGAUCUUUUAUUCACCUUUUACAUGUUUCUGUGUGAUACGAUGUGGUGUAACGUGGAUCGAAGACUAAACCAGCUUUGAUGAGUUAGACGUAGUUAGUUGUAGAUGAUGAUGUUCACCAGGUCUGUGAUUCUGUCUGUGACUCUUUUAGGACUAAACACACAUUUUAUACUGUAGCUGACCGUUUUUGACCAAAGUGCAGUUUAUAUAACGUGAAUGUUUGAAUGUGAUAUUUAUUUUCUACAAAAUAAAUCAGUUUG
Molecule: messenger RNA, 1147 nt
Organism: Toxotes jaculatrix (banded archerfish)
Lineage: Eukaryota; Metazoa; Chordata; Actinopteri; Toxotidae
Gene: cetn3
Product: centrin 3
Exons: 5
Coding region: 103-606 (167 amino acids)
Biological process (GO): spindle pole body duplication
Cellular component (GO): microtubule organizing center
Molecular function (GO): calcium ion binding; microtubule binding
Source: RefSeq, a predicted model, not a curated record